Eimeria maxima is the source of this 3798-nucleotide messenger RNA. RefSeq lists its product as hypothetical. The coding region runs from base 1 to 3798 and encodes 1265 amino acids. Lineage: Eukaryota; Apicomplexa; Conoidasida; Eucoccidiorida; Eimeriidae. The record is from RefSeq and is a predicted model, not a curated record. The transcript has a single exon.
AUGGAGCCCGGUAGUAGAGGAGAGUCUGCUGUUGAGACAAAGGAGACACAAACAGCAGCAGGAAGCCGUCUCUAUGAUAGUGAUGUAUCCUUAGCUUAUUCAGAUGAGGAGACACGGCUGCUGCCUACAGCAGAAGGAGAUGCAGCAGCAGCAGCAGCAGCUGCUGCUGCUGCUACUGCUGCACUAGUUGAAGCGGAAGAUGCAGCUAUAGGGAUACCCCCAGGUGCAACAGGAGCAGCAGAAGGGAAAGCAGCUGCAGGCAGCAGCAGCAGCAGCAGGAAAUGGGGAAUUUUUGGAUUUGUGGGGCUGCUGCUGCUGCUGAGCUGCAUGCAGGGUCUGCACCUAUCUAAUAGGUUAAGGAAACCAGAGAAGCAGCCGCUGCUGACUGAGGAGGAGCAGCAGCAGCUGCUGCUGCUGCAGCAGGUUAAUUCACGAUUUGGUGGUGCAGAUGCAGCAGCAGAAACAUUCUUAGCUCAUGACAGUUUUGCUGCAGAUACACCCGACGCAGCAGCAGCAAGAAGAAGCUUUGAGUCCCUGCUGCAUAAGGUGCAGGUGCUGCAGCAGCGACAGGAGCAGCAGCAGCAGCAGAAGUCUAUGGGUACAGCAAUAGCUGCUGCAUUAGGUGCAGCAGGUGUAACUGCAGCUGCAGGUAUAUUACCUAAUGCAGCAGCAGCAACAGAAACAGCAGCAGCAACAGCAGCAGCAGCAGCAACAAAGCUAGAUAGAUGGGAGACGCUGCUGCUGCAGGGGUCCCUCCUCUUUUCUGAUUUGCAUGCACUAGAGAGGGCCAGUGGUGUUGCUCCUUAUAACCCUAUACGUCUUGGCUUCCGUAUACCUGAGCAGCAGCAGCAGCAGCAGCAGCAGCAACAGCAGCAGCAGCAGCAGCAGGAGGGUGUGUGUAAGCCGCAGCAGCCUAGAGGAAAUAAAUUCCUUGGGGAUUUAAGGAGAGUACCAUUUGCUGUUCCUGAGGAAGCAGCAGCAGAAGGAGGUGAUGCUGCUGCUGCUGCUGCUGCUGCUGCUGCUGAGGCACAGCAGCAGCUGCAGAAUAGAUAUGAGGAAAUAAAAUCUUGGCUAGGAGAGAUGGAGGAAGAAUUAUCUUUAUUAAGAAUAGCUGAGCAGCAGCAGCAGCAGCAGGAAGCAGCAGAGGAAGCAGCAGCAGAAGGUGCAACAGAAGAAGGUAUAGCAGCAGCAGCAGCAGCAGCAGCAGAUAGACCUUCUGCUGCAGCACAAGAAAUUGAUGGGGCUUUGCGCAUGCUAGCAAGGAUGCGUACAGCAGCAAAUAACUAUAAUAAAGUAUUGCAUGCAAGAACUCUUCGUGAGGCAGAUGCUGCUGCUGCUGCUGCAGUUGCUGCAUCUGUUGCUGCACCACCUAUAGUACCACAGAUCCCUCCUAAUGCACAAGGAUCUGCUGCUGCAGCAGCAGUAGCAGCAGCAGCAGCAGCAGCAACAAUAAAUAAUAAAUAUAUUCCUCCAUGGGUACAACAAUUAUAUAAAUAUAAUAAGGAUACAACUCCUGUCUCUCUUAUUAGAUUAAGACAAACAAUAGAUGCACAAGGAUAUCCUGAUUUUGUUGCUGAUGCUGUUGCUGCUGCUGCUGCUGCUGCUGCUGCUGAUAAAGAAGCAGCAGGAGCAGCAGGAGAGUCUUCUUCUGACCCCUCAAAAGCAGCAGCAUCCUCAACCACCAGCAGCAGCAGCAGCAGCAGCAGCAGCAGCAGCAGCAGCAGUGAAUGGUUAAAGGAUAUAGAGAAAUUAUUAGAUCGUAGUGUAUAUUAUGCAGAAAAGAAGGAGAAAUUAACAGAAGAAGACAAGAAGAAUAAAAUAAAUAAAAAUAUAAAUAAGAAUAUAAAUAUAAAUAAUAAUAUAAUAAAAAAAACAAGAAAACUUUUUUCUAUUGAAUUGCAUGCAGAAUUAUUAUUAGCAUUAUUUAAUUCUUCUUCUCCUUUUAUUAGAUAUACAAAUACAUUAGAGGAAGCAAGAUUAUAUACUCCUUUUUAUCAGCAGCAAAUAGCAGCAAAAGCAGCAGGAAAUGAUCCAAUAGCAGCAGCACAAAUUGCAGCAGAAAUAACAGGAAAAGAUGCAGCAGCAGCAGCAGCAGCAGCAGCAGGAAUAGAAGCAGCAAGUCGUGAAUUAGUAGAAGCAUUGAAUCGUCAGGCUCGUUUCUCAGCUAGAUGGUUACAAUUAAUAAAUGGAUCCAGCAGCACCAGCAGCAGCAGCAGCAGCAGCAGCAGCAGCAGCAGCAGCAGCAGCAGCAGCAGCAGCAACGGGUUCUGGAUGCUGCAGCAGGCAGAGCAGCAAGCACUAACCCUUUUCUUACAGAAUAUAGGUAAUCGUGUAAUACUAGAGAAAGCAUUAGGACAUUUAUUAACAACAGCAGCAAUGAAUCCUGCUGCUGCAGCAGGAGUAGCAUCAUCAGCAGCAAUGGGUGCAGCAGCAGCAGGUGUCCCAGGUAUAUCAACAUCAGCAGCAGCAGCAGGAGGAGCAGGAGGAGCAACAGGAGAAGAAAAAGUUCGUUCUUAUUAUAAUACUACGCAUGCAUUAGCUACAUUAACUAAUACAAAUAUAAGGGCAAUAACAAGAGGAAUACUUAUACACAAAAAUAUCUUACCUCCUUGGUCCUCUGUUCUUCCUAAGUAUUCAUGUACAGAUAUUAAGUCCGAUCUAGGCAAGAGCACCAGCAGCAGCAGCAGCAGCAGCAGCAACAGUAAGAGCACUGGUAGCAGCAGCAGCAGCAGCAGCAGCAGCAGCAGCGGACAGGCAGCAACAAAAGUCUCAGCACAGGAGAUGCUGCAGCGAUUUACAGCAUUCGUAGCAAUGCAGAAAGCAAAGAACGCACAGGCUGGUGCUGCUCCUGCUGCUCCUGCUGCUACUGCUGCUGCGGCUCCUCCUCGUGCUGCACCUGCUCCUGCUGCACCGGCUCCAACUGCACAGACACAGGCUCCAGCAGCAGCAGCACCAGCAGAAACAGCUCCUGUUGCAACACCAGCAGCACCAGCAGCACCAGCAAACGCAGCUACUACAGCAGAUGCAGCACCAACAGAAGCAGCACCUGCAGCAACAGCAGCACCUGCAGCAACAGCAGCAGCAGAAGCAGCAGAAGCAGCAACAGCAGCACCUGCAGCAACAGCAGCUCCUUCAACAGAAGCAGCUCCUGCAGCAACAGCAGCACCCGCAGCAGAAGCGGCUCCUGCAGCAACAGCCGCACCUGCAGCAGAAACAGCUCCUGCAACAGAAACAGCAACACCAGCACCUGCAGCAGAAGCAACUCCUGCAGCAACAGCAGCACCUGCAGCAGAAGCAACUCCUGCAGCAACAGCAACACCUGCAGCAGAAGCAGCUCCUGCAACAGAAGCAGCAACAGGAGAAACUCCUGCAGCAGCAGCUCCUGCAGCAGAAGUAACAGAAGCUCCAGCAGCAGCAGCAGCAACAGAAGAAGCUCCAGCAGCAGCAGCAACAUCCGAAGAAGCUCCUGCAGCAGCAGCAGCAGCAUCACAAGAAUCUCCUGCAGCAGCAGCAGCAACAGAAGAAGCUGCUAACGCAGCAGCAGGAGAUGAAGCUGCAGCAGCAGCAAAAGAAACUCCAGCAGCAGCAACAACAGAAGAAGCUCCUGCAGCAGCAACAACAGAGGAAGCUCCUGCAGCAGCAGCAUCACAAGAAGCUCCUGCAGCAGCAGCAGAAGCAGCUCCUGCAGCAGCAGCAGAAGCAGCUCCUACAGCAGCAGCAGAAGCAGCUCCUGUUGUACCAGCAGUAGCAGGAACGGAGGGGGAGGGGGAAAUGGGUGAACAAGAAGGAGAUGCAUAA